UACGUCACACGUAAGGUCAAGAGGAAAGAAGCAUGGCCGCUGUGUUGAGAGGGUCUCGGUACCUAGUUGGAGGGUGUUGCAAGCAUGUUGACUUUGCGUUUGUCUCCACAAGGUCUAUGGCCUCGAAGACACAGGUGGGAUUUAUUGGUCUGGGCAAUAUGGGAAACCCAAUGGCAAAGAACUUGCUGAAGCACGGAUACCCAGUUAUUGCUACCGAUGUGUUCCCGGAGUCCUGCAAGGAAGUGCAAGAGCUGGGUGCUCAGAUUGUGGAUAAUCCUGCUGAGGUUGCAGACAAGGCUGACCGCAUUAUUACCAUGCUCCCCUCUAGUCCCAAUGUCGUAGACGUGUACACUGGACCCAAUGGCAUUCUCAAAAAGGUGAAGAAAGGCUCCCUGCUCAUUGACUCCAGCACGAUUGACCCAUCUGUUUCAAAAGAGAUGGCUGCUGCUGCUGAGAAGAUGGGGGCAGUGUUUAUGGAUGCACCUGUAUCAGGAGGUGUGGGUGCUGCCAGUUCGGGUAAACUAACUUUUAUGGUUGGAGGAGCAGAGGAGGAAUUUACUGCAGCCAAAGAACUUCUCAGCUGCAUGGGAGCCAAUGUGGUGUACUGUGGUCAGGUUGGAACCGGACAGGCUGCUAAAAUCUGCAACAACAUGCUUUUAGCUAUUGGAAUGAUUGGAACUUCGGAGACGAUGAACUUGGGAAUCAGACUUGGACUUGAUCCCAAACUGCUGGCCAAGAUCCUGAACAUGAGUUCAGGUCGGUGCUGGUCCAGUGACACCUACAAUCCAGUGCCUGGAGUCAUGGAGGGAGUCCCCUCUGGGAAUAACUACCAGGGAGGCUUUGGCACUCAGCUGAUGGCUAAGGAUCUAGGCCUCGCACAGAACACAGCCACCAACACAAAGACUCCUGUCCCUCUCGGCUCCUUAGCCCAUCAGAUUUACCGUAUGAUGUGUGCACGUGGUUAUGCCAAUAAAGAUUUCUCCUCUGUAUUCCAGUUCCUGCGUGAGGAGGAGGGCCAGUAAUUUCAGCCUCCACCCCGUCCACAACCUUGCCAGGCAUGGCCCUGCACAGGACUAGUGUAGUUAGGGCGCAUUUUGCCCUGAGGACUGUUUUUUCUUUCUUCUUCUUUUUAUUUUAUUUUUCAAAGUUCAAAGACAUGAAGACAACAGAGCUCCAACACAGCGUGACAGAUCAUGUGUGCACUUAUCUCUCCCAUUGGAAAUCAUGUUUCCUGUGUGAUCUAGCCUUUUUAAAAUGCAACACUCCUUUCUAAGUUUUAGAAGCAGGUGAAUUGUCAGAUGUAUACUGUAUACACACGGGAGAUCCAGAAGCAGUGACAGCUCUGCAGAUCCUACUGCAUUAAAUGCAAAGCGUAUGUGGUGUUAGGAGAACGACUCAUUUAGCUGUUUGCCAAGACUUAACGGCUGCGAACAUGGUUUAGUCUCCAAAUAUUUAACUGUUUGUUUGUGAUCAUUUCUUUAUGUUGCUGUUUUUGUUCUGUUCAUGCGGGGUUUGCUCUCUUGACAUUGGAAAUGUUACUUUGGGAUAAGAGUGUCAUAUCAUAUCCUGUUAGGAAAUAAAAACAAAUUGUGAUGUCAGUUGAUGUGACAAUUAA
Larimichthys crocea (large yellow croaker) is the source of this 1615-nucleotide messenger RNA. It is a transcript of the gene hibadhb, whose product is annotated as 3-hydroxyisobutyrate dehydrogenase b. The coding region runs from base 33 to 1022 and encodes 329 amino acids. Gene Ontology annotation, cellular component: mitochondrion. Gene Ontology annotation, molecular function: NADP binding; 3-hydroxyisobutyrate dehydrogenase activity; NAD binding. The transcript is spliced from 8 exons. NCBI's taxonomy places the organism in Eukaryota, Metazoa, Chordata, Actinopteri, Sciaenidae. Gene Ontology annotation, biological process: L-valine catabolic process. The record is from RefSeq and is a predicted model, not a curated record.